GGUCAGUCUAUUGUGUGUUUCUGCUGCAGAUAGAAGGCAAAGUGACACUUUCCUGUUGGUGAGCCGUACACAGGCCUCCCGUGUGCUGUGUGUGUCCUCUGCAAACACUGAUUGAACCGCGGGCGUUGCCAUGGCUACACGCAGACCCAAUGAGAAGCUCGCGGUAGACUGUUGCUGAAUGAAAAUAACAGAGGCCAUUUUGCGAACGAAGCCAAGACAUCAUUCAAUAAUAACGAAAAACGGAAACGGAGGCAGAGCCGGUCCAUUUCUGGACUGACGCCGCUUCUCUUCUCCAGAGUCGCUAGGGUCGGGACUGCGGCGCGGCUCGCGCAUGUAGUCGAGAAAGAAAGGCAGGCGGUAACUUAAUUGUGCCGCCUUCUCCUUGGAGUAUCUUAAGGAGAGGGGACAGGUUAUUUUCACCGCAUUGCUGUCCGAGGCCCAGUGACCCCCCGGGAGAGAGGGAGUAGCCUUCAGUCAAGGUUGGCACAACAUCCAUGCGCGUUGAAAACAGGUGUACGGUUUCAUCACACAGUAGCUCCAGAAGCCGCCGUAGCUUCACGGUGUGUGUCACUUCUGCGCCUGUCCGAGGACUUCACUCGUUUUAUAUGGAAAAGACAUUUUAUUAGACAUGUUUCGGGAAUUUGUCCGGUGAGGUGGCAGCUGUGUUAAGGCAUUGAACGGGGAUCUUGGGACUAAAGCUUGAGCGGGAGGAGAUACUUGUCCUGAGCAGAGGAGAGAAAGUGGGAGGCACGGGGGGACUUUAAGUCACAACGCCAUACGUGACUCUUCUUAGCACUUCUCCAGUCUUUUGGGUUUAUGACGGAAAGUGUGUGCCCCUGCUGUCGAUCAGUAAGAAGUGCUCUUCAAUAUGAAUACAGAUAGCGGAGGAUAUGCUCGCAAAUGUGUGGCCUUGUCACUCAUGCUCUCUCCCAUGAAGAGGGUCCAGAGCUCACCAAAUCUAGCCACAGGGAGUGAUUCUCACUCAUCGGACUUGGAUUCUUGGCGGUCACACAGCGCAACAGACGGCCUUAAAAACGGAGAUGCUAGCAGCUCAUCGCUUGCUGCCAAAGGCUUUCGCAGCGUCAGACCCAAUCUGCAGGACAAAAAGUCCCCCUCACAGGAUAUCAGUCCAUUGCCAUUGCCACCCCCCAGAAAAGAGAGUUUUCACUUCUCGCCUGCAGGCACUAAUCCUCAAAAUUACAGUUCCCUUAUUGGCCUGCCUAAUGAUUUGAGUCCUGGAAUGCUAACAAUCACUAAAAAUGAGCAAGCAGUCUUGAAAGAGUCCUACACUGUAAGAAGCACAUCAUCCUACUCAUACUCAGAAACCAGUGCAGACACAGUCCACCAGCUGAAUGAGUCUGUUGUCUCGAAUGACACAAGCAAUGCUAAUACAAAAGAACGUAAGGUGUCUUCCCUUACACUAACCCCUGUCACCAUCCCUGACCCUCCUGCACACCUCAAUUCUUGUGUUGAUCCCAAACAUAAGACCCAAACCACAGGGUCCCCUCCACCCACUUCCUCACCUCCACAAAGAAGUCCCAUCCUAUCUCAACCCGUGACACAGACAGCUUCGAUUUCUGUCCGCUUGGACAAAGAGAAUAAAAAAAAUCCUGCUUCAUCUAAGACAAACUCCAAAGUGGAACUCAAGGUCUCAGAUCAAAUGGCAGCUCCAGCUCCAUCCCAGUUGGAGAUGACGAAGCCUCCUCCUGCAAUUCCACCAAGGCCCUCUCCUGCAAAACUGUUGGGCCAGGUUCUUUCUCACGCAAUGAAUGGAAGUACUAGCCAUCCACAUAGGCCGCUGUCUCCCCCAUCAUAUCCUCCACCUCCUGUCUCACUCCACACGGGGCUUCAGAGACAGAGCAGGAGUUCAGAGGGCAGUGAAACAGUCACCAGAGAGUCUGUGGUGUCAGGGCACACCAGCAUCAGCAGCACUGUGCCCAUUGCCCGUUUCUCAGAAGAAGAAAAGAAGGUGUCGGUCAUUAAAGCCCCCCACUACGAAGGCAUCGGCCCAGUUGAUGAGUCAGGCAUUCCUAUCGCCAUCCGCACGACAGUGGAUAGGCCCAAAGACUGGUACAAAACUAUGUUCAAACAGAUUCACAAAGUUCACAAAGCAGAUGACGACUAUUCCGACACAUACAAUGCUUCAUAUGCUCUCGUAAACAAUGAUAACUACAGCCUGUCAUCCAGCACCACCAUGGCCCACCCUGCCCCUCGGACACAUACCUACAGGCCUCUGUCCAAGAGCCCCUCGGAUAACAAUGAAGGGCAUCUUGGACCUCGGGAGCUUUCACCAUCCCCUGUACCCCCACCACCUCCACCCAUGCCAUCCCUUCUCCAACUGAGGGCGAGAGACAGUGAUCGCGAGAGGGACUUGACAGACGCCAAUGAAUGGGGUCCUCCAGACCGAAAAGUGGACACGCGAAAGUACCGCGCAGAACCCAAGAGUAUUUUUGAGUACGAGCCUGGGAAGUCCUCUAUCUUGGAGCAUGAAAGACCAACCUAUGAUGACAUAGAUUUAGAGAACGAGCCUUGGUAUAAGUUCUUUUCCGAGCUGGAGUUUGGGCGGCCGCCUCCUAAAAAACGGCUGGAUUAUAAUCCAGACAUCUCCGCUCGCCAGCGCAUUGAGACAUCCCUCCACAUCACUCCUGCUGACAAGGCUCCAGAGAGACCUGCAAGUGCUGCCAGUGACUACAGGAAGAGAAGGAAGUCUGAGCCGUCAAGCUCCCAAGUGAAUGCUCCAUCUCAGAGCCGAGCUGCAACUUCCCCUAAACCAGUGGAUGCCUACAGACCCAGCAGCAGCCUAAAGAAACCCGUCAUUCGUUCCUCACCAUCCUCACCCUCCAGAGCCAAAGACCAUGACAUCUCCAGGAGUUCCACCCUGGAUGGACGCCACACACCCCAGAACAGAAGACCCACUCCUGACAGAGAGGUCUCCCAUAAACAGAUGACACAACUUAUUCUGUUCUCUCUCCUCCAUCAGAAACAACCUGCAAGAGCCAUUUAUGAUUUUAAGGCACAAACGAGCAAGGAGCUGACAUUUAAAAAGGGUGAUGCAGUGAACAUCAUCAGGCAGAUAGAUAACAACUGGUAUGAAGGAGAGCACCGUGGGCGAGUGGGAAUAUUCCCUAUAGCAUAUGUAGAGAAGAUGCCGUCUUCAGAGAAGCAGCAGCCAAUCCGUCCUCCUCCUCCAGCACAUGUCAGAGAGAUUGGAGAGGCAGUGGCCCGCUACAACUUUAACGCUGAUACUAACGUGGAGCUGUCACUGAGAAAGGGUGAGAGAGUGAUUGUGAUAAGGCAGGUGGAUCAGAAUUGGUAUGAGGGGAAGAUCCCAGACACAACCAAACAGGGGAUCUUUCCUGUGUCCUACGUUGACCUUAUCAAGCGAUCUCCAUCCAAAAGCUCCGCCCAUCACAUAGAUCCACAUGGUUACCCCAGCAACAGGACACCAAGCUCCACACCCGUCAAGCCUUUCUAUCAUCCACCUCCACCACCCACCACCCACAAACCCCCCUCCCCUCACCCCUCUUUGAGAAGCCUUGACCUGCAAGCCAUCACCACCGAGUGGCUGUCCAUCACAGUGGAGCCGUCAGCAUCCACUCAAGCUCACUCCCUCACGAACACCCCUCUGCCGCCCUCACCGCCUCCUCUCCCCUCUGACCUUGCAUCUCUCCUAAAGGCUCAAGAGCCCAAAGCACUCUCAUCUGCACCGCCACAAAAAAGUUUCACCUUGUCAUCCCUAGCAACCACAACCUGCAAAGAAUUUUCCAGAACGCCCACUUUUAAAGAGGCAAACCUCAGUUUAGGUCACACCACAGCUGUCUCACCCAUCUCACCCCCUACUCCUCCUCCUCCAGACCCCCAUUUCUCAUUAACCUCUCCACUGCCUGACUCUUCAUUUCAAUAUAACUGUGGCAGAGGACUACAUAUCACUGAGGAAGACUCAAACUUAGGAAUUACUACGCCUGAGGUUUUGUCAGAGCCGAUAAAAUCAGCCACACCUCCUGCACAAGAGCACAAAUCCACAGUACGAGUAAACAAAAGCAGGGAAACCCCGGACACUAAACUGCAACUCAAAGACCCUUAUGAUGAGCUGUUGUGCAUGUUUCUGGAUGGUUCCAGCAGCACAGAUGAUGGUGAUGUUUUGAGAUCAUCUCCAGUAGAUUCUUCAGCAGCUAAGCUGACCAAAAAGUCCCAAAGCAGGCUCUUCCCAUUAAAAGCGGAAGAAUCCCAUCAGUCGGACGUAAAGCCCCCAGCGGUCACUCCUGCAAGCAACUCGACAGGCAGCUUUCAGUUAGCAGUGCUGCUUCACAAGCCUGUAACAAUGGAGCCCCUUUGUGUUUCGUGGGAAGAGCAGUCAAAAAAUGUGAAUGGGCAACGUUUUGACUCACAUAGACCACCGUCAGUACAAGCAAAGGAAUACACUGAGUUGUUCAUUGAAGAAGACGAUGAAGCUAGAAGUGAGAAAGAGCAGGAUGUUAGAGUUUUAAAUCAGAUGCACAGCCCACAGGCUGAAGUGUCUCCACCUACUCAGUUUCCCCACACUGGUCCCUCCUCCCCCUCCAUACCACCCCCUGUGACCUCCCUGCUUCCCACUUCUCUUUCCUCUGCUUGCCCUUCAUCCUCUUUCUCCCACACACAACAGCAGCACAAUCGUAGUAUCGUCCCUCCCUGUGACCAUGCCUCCCCUCGUCCUCCGUCCCUUCCUCAGCUCACAACGUCACUGCUGCCUCCAGUUUCUCCAUCUGUCUCACCACCUCCUCUCCACUUCCCUCCAGACGAUCCCUCUCAGCGGUCUGUCUCUCACCCCUCAAGCUCUCCUUUUCUUUCUAGUCCAGUCACGACAUGUCCCAUCUCAGAGCCAAAUUUUUCCCUUCCUCCCGCUAACAUUGCCCCUCCACCCUCCACUCAGCGCUGUCCCCCCACUGCCCCAACUGUACCACAUCAAGGACGUAGGUCGCCUAAGGUGAAGCGGUCAGUACAGGAUGCACUCCACGGUGGAGGAGACCCGUACCAGGCGCUGUACAACUACAUGCCUCGCAAUGAGGAUGAGCUGGAGCUGCGGGAGGGAGACGUCGUUGAUGUGAUGGAGAAGUGCGAUGAUGGCUGGUUUGUUGGGACCUCUCGAAGGAGCAAGUUGUUUGGAACCUUCCCAGGAAACUACGUGAAGCAGCUAUAAUGAUUCCAAACUCCCGCUGACCCCGCCCCUUUCUAUGACCCAUUCAUCGCCCCUCCUCAGCACAGCACCCGCAGGACAUCAACAAAGACCUGCACCACACGUUUGUGUUUGCGUGUAUGUGUGUGGCUUGUCAGCUUCACACAGACAAAAUACUUAGCUCUAACUAGCCAUCUUUAAUGGAAGACUUCUAUAAAGUAAUAACGCAUUUUUUAAACUUAUCUUUUUACCCUUAUUUUUCUAUUAUGGAGAACCGAAGAUUUGUGCUGCACCCAGUGACCUUUGACUUUUGACAAUAACGGAAGUAUAUCUGCAGUGAUGCUUUCCUUUCUUUUUCAGUUGUUUAAGGACAUUAAGAUCACCAAGAAUACGUUUUUUCUCCAGUAACUCAAAAUUUAAAUCACUUCUAGUUAACUUCAGUGUUUAUUUACAGAUGUCUCCACAAAGAUUUAGUGCAGAGAGUGUUAAAGGAAAGCAGUAUUGUGUCAGGAGGCCAGAUGUGUUUUGGCAAAUUAGGAGCCAACGUGUUGCAUCAUCAUGCCAGGUAAAAGGAUGGUUCAGCAAAUGUUUUUUUGUUUUACUUUGGGGGAUAUUAUUUAAUAAAAUGAACAAUAAGUUUAAAUACUGCAGACGUGAAGAAAAACACUAUCACAGACUUAGCUCGAGAUUAGUAAACACGUUGUUGCUGUUCAGUUAUUUUCAUGUUAGAAUUGAAGCACUUUUACUGAACUUGAUCACAAACGAUCUCUUUGGUUUAUUUUUUUAACCUCACUUCAGAUUUUACACAGCAGAGGUCAUUUUGACUGCACCUGGCUUCGGGGGAGAGGAGUGUGUUGAAAGUGUAUGCAGAAAGGUUACUGACCUUUUUUAGGUAUUAUAUUUAUUAGAAGACGAAGGCUGGUCUCACUGUGUUAUACGAUGAUUUUUAGAAAGAACGGAGCACCACAUUGUUUUUUUGUUUUUUUUUAAAGCAUAUUUUAACAGUACCUAACUUACAUUUGAAUGAUUGUUAUUUUAUGGUCAUCAUUAAUCAAAGUCCAGGUUCUGAGUGAUUACAGAAAAACAAAAACACAAUGGUUAAUGGGCUAAAAAGAACUCACUGUUGUUUUAUGAUGAAUUUAUUUAAGUCAGAUACAGGACGGGAAUUUUGAAAACCUUUGGAAAUCACGGAACUGCUGUUGGAUCUUUUAUAGCUGUUGUCAGAGUGAGUGGGUAGUGUGUCAUUACUCAUGUGUGUACUGUUGUGAAAGGAUUGGCAAUUUCCAUCUUAGCGUGUCGUUCUCAGUAACUGAUCUCUGUUUUGUUUUCUUCACAAAGAAUGGACACUGACAACAAAACGAUGUAAAAGCACCUUAAAAUAUUUUAUCAUUCACUGUCCUUCACGUCACUCUCUGUCAUUCACCAUUUCAGCCGGCGUGAGUUCACUGUGUGCGAGUGUGAGCGUGUCGUGGUUUUGUAAGCCUUUUUUGUUUUUGUAUGUGAGCUGUAAAAUGGCCAACAUCCACUUGCUUUAUAAAGUCGGCUUUUUCUCAUCCACCAUCACGUUUGGUUUCCUCUUUCUUUCCAUUUCGCAUCAUCAGUGGUGCUAACCCGCAUUCUUCUGAGAACGUCUCGUGUAGCCGGGCUCGUAGGAUUUUCUUUGCUCCAGUUUGUCGUUUUUACGUUGGUGGGGUAUUUAAAGUGAAUUUACUGUAGGUAGACAGAGUAGAGUUGGUGAUCGCUGCCUUAAAUCCAGCUCUCACUAAUUUAAUAGCCAUGUAUAUGUAAACCUGUGAUGCAAAAACAAAAAGAAUAAUUUAUGCAUAUGUAGUUUAGAAAGUGUAUGAAAGUGUGCAGAGAACAUACAAAGUGUUCAGUGUUUAAACGUUAGGCCCUCUGUCUGCCUUUGAUACGAGCGUAAGAACAAAUUCGAAGCAAGGAGAUGAAUUUGAUUGCUGAUAUGUUUAUACGUGUAUGAAAGUGUAAAUCUUAUGUUAUUCAUGUUAUUAUUGAACUCAAUGCACACUCUUGGACCUGAGUAUUUCUUGUAGGACUUGUUGGAUGAUUUUAAGGGGCUGUAUUGCUAAUAAAAUCCAGCUGGUAGAUCAAA
Messenger RNA from Neolamprologus brichardi, 7262 nucleotides. The record is from RefSeq and is a predicted model, not a curated record. Lineage: Eukaryota; Metazoa; Chordata; Actinopteri; Cichliformes; Cichlidae.